AAUGUAUAAAUGUAUGUAACCCAGAAAAAUCUUCUGUUAGUGCAAUAAUCAAGAGCAGGUGCAAUCGUUUUUAAACGAAAAACUCAUCGUCAUACCUAUUUCAAAAUUUUCAUUUUCAUUGCAUCAUCGGCGUCCGGAAAAUUAUAAAGCGCGGCAACACUAAACUGUAGUUCAUUAACUACUACUGCUACUACUAAUUACAAUUUUAUAAUUUUGAACAUCGAAUGUUACAACUGCCACUGUAUCUAGUUUACAUCAGAAAACGUUUUGCAACUUUGUGUUUUGUAUGUAAAUUUUCAUUCUCACCGACAUCGUUUCACCAAGACAUGGUUAGCAGCCGAUCUUAAAUUGUUAGAACAGUACAAACACAUGGGUUUCACUGCGAUUAAUUUAUAGUGUAACAUGUGUUUAGUGACGCCUUUUAAAAGGACUUUUUGUUAUUUUUCUCAUUAAGAUGAAAACAUCCUGUGUUUAUGUGAUAUAUUUGGUAAUAGUUUUGGAAAUCGGAGCUAGUCUAUCGUCAAGAGUCAUUAUAGUAGAAGAUGCUAAAGCCUGCUACAGACGUGUCCUAGCUGGAAAAAGAAUAACCCCAUCCAUUGUAAGAAAAGCGGUAUUUUGUGAACGACUUGAAGACUGUAUGAAAGAAUGCGCCGAAGAAAGUCAAUUUGUUUGCGAAGGUUUUAAUUACAGACUAGAUCAGUCAGGCAAAGGACAAGGAGAAUGCGAACUGUUAGAUUUUCCACUCCAAGAAAUCAAUCUCAGAAGGGACAUCGUUCACGACCCCGAUUACGACUACUACGAACGAGACCGUAAUGUGGGUCCGGACUGCAAGACAUACCCUAUGCAAAGACCUACUUACAGUAACUACGAUAGACCACCAAGCCGCCAGUACAGACCGCCCUUUGACAGAGGAAGUGGAUACGAUUUUCCACGUAGAAACAAUUAUGGGGGAAGGAACUACGGUAAAGAUGAUAGAAACGUGUAUUACGAUGAUAGGCGUUAUAGACCUCCUCCUUCAUAUGAACAAGAUGACGGUUAUCGAUAUGAUCCUCCACCACCCUAUAGGGGUGGACAACGAGGAGACAAAAGUUACGAUUUCUACGAUCAUCGCUUUAAUGUGGAAGGUCAUCGUUCCUACAACUUUUCCAAAGAAGAUCGUUUUAACCAUGACAGUGGGCGGUUUUUUCACCAUACGGCUCGCGUCCCUUCAUACCUUCCCGCAGGAGGUGUAGACGCGAGUCGAAAAGAUCUUCAACCACCCACAAUACCCACAACGUACCUUCCCGACCAUUCCACAAUCCCUGAUGUCACAACACCACGUUACGAACCUAAUCCAGUUACUCCAAAUUAUCACUCAGAUAAAGGAAGAUUUUAUCCUGAAGACGACAGAAGACGAUUACUACCACCACCCCCGCCCCAACUGUACCACAAGCGACCCCCUUAUUAUUUACAUGAUAAUGAUCGAAAGUCGUAUCUACCACACGGGGAACCCCCAGUUUAUGACUAUAAAUCGUUUGAACCGUUUUUGCCUCCUGAAAUCGAUUAUUACCAAAAAGACCAGUUCUGGGACAACUAUUUUCGGAAAAGGGAACAAGAUUUCAGAUACUGGGGAUUUGAUGACAAGAACAGCUAUUGGGGUGGAUCCUAUGGAAAUUUUGGCAAACCUAAUGGCUAUUUUACUAAUGUUCCUAAUAAACCAAUUGUUUGGGAUGACUAUCAGAUCGACAAAACUCGUCAACCGUUUGUACCGGCACACAAACCAAAAGAGUGGAAUGCUUACGGUGGUUUAUACGGGUACGGAGGUCAAAAAAGUUAUUACGAUCAUGAAAAGAAAAUUACAUUAUCGGGUAUUAAGUUNAUCGACAAAACUCGUCAACCGUUUGUACCGGCACACAAACCAAAAGAGUGGAAUGCUUACGGUGGUUUAUACGGGUACGGAGGUCAAAAAAGUUAUUACGAUCAUCAUAAAGACAGUUAUAACUAUUGGGGAUUGAGAAGAUAUGACGAUCAGCAAUAUUUUUCAAAUUUUUUUAUUCAACCUCCCCAAUACCAGCCGUUCAAACAUUUUCCUCCAACUGGUAAUCAAUAUUUUUUUGGUCAUAGAACAGGAUUCGAACCAGGGUUUAUUGAUAGUGACAGUUUAGUGAAAAAAGCUUGUUCAUUGAGAAUGACCAGCGGAUUUAGGCUACACCGGCAUGUCGUUAGAAAAUUUUUAGCUGUCAAGGAUAUUUACGAAUGUGAGUUACUUUGUUUCAAGGAGAAAGCAUUCAUCUGUUCUUCGUACGCCUUCAGGUAUACAUAUGGUCCAUCAGUACCUCCAGAAAAUUGUUAUCUGAGCGACAAGACUCAUAAGACAAUUGAUUACUAUGCUGAUUUAGAACCGGAUAGAAAUUUCGACGUGUACACGAUGAACAAUCGAGAAGUUUGUCACAAUCUACUAAUAUCUAGUCGAGGAUAUAGUGAAUGCUUCUGGAGGGUAAGAAGUGGACUAAGAUUUGACCAUACCGUUGUUAAGGAUUCACUCACAUGUCAAACGCUGCCAGAAUGUCAGCUAGAAUGUCUUCACAGUAAACGAUUUACUUGCAGAGCGUUUAGUUACAGAUUUGGUCCCUCGAUACCUGGCGGUAGUAUCGACAACUGUCAAUUAAGUGAUGUACCAUUUUUCGAAUUAAAUCCUAGAAUAGACUUAAAACUAGAACCGGGAUUCGAAAUAUAUGAAAGAGGUAGUUACGGCCAUGGUUGUGAACCAUUUCACUUUAAGGUUGGCUCGGCCGAUCGAAACAUUACGUCAUCUAAUAUGAACGAACUAUGCUACGUGGGUUAUGGGACUCCCGCAAAAAUCUUGCCCAUAGCAACGAAAUCUUCAGUUCCAGUCGAAAAUGAUUUUGAGUGCCGGCAAAAGUGUACGGAAGCGAGAGAGAAACGUCUUUUUGAAUGCAUGUCGUAUAGUUUCAGAUCGAAUGUACCACCAAAUUCCCUCAAUUGUGAUUUAUCGGAUAUUUACCAAAGCGAUUUAUUACCCAAUGUCGAUUAUGUUUUUGACAAGGACUCAUCCUUGUACGCAUGGAACGAUUAUGAUCCUGAAUGUGUUGCGGUGUUGAAUUCGAAGGGGAGUCAUAUUGGCAAUAACGGCAACAGUAUUUCAGAACCCCAUACAGGAGUGGCCUAUCCACCAUAUACAUGGCGAAUGUUCAGUGUAAAUGGAUGGCCCUGUAAAAGUUUAAGUCGACAAAAUAAAGAGGCAGGAUUUUGGUUUUGCGAAAUUGAAGGAGCAUCACCAAAUUCGUGGGACUACUGCUGUCGACCUGAUCAUCAGUGCGGUUAUUCAGAGGGAUAUUCUUACCAAUGGUGCUACGUGGGCCACCAAAAAACUCAGUGGCGUCAAUGUAACGAUAAAUACUACCCCUACGCAAGAAAUAUAAUUAUCAGACUUCCCAAUCAUGUAAAGGAAUCGUAUUUACCUGACUUAAAACCGCUUCAAACAAAUUUAAUUGCAAACUUUCAGCCUUCGUACAAUCCCAGGUUCAGACCAAAUAGACCACAAACACACAAAACAACUCCGCACAAAAGUCUCGAUCAGUAUGAAAAAGAGUUUGAUAAUCAGUUUUUAGAGAAACCAACUAACAAUUUAGGAGAACCUAAACAUUGGCCGGUGUCAUAUUUGCACAAAGAAAUGCCUCCGAAAGAAGGAAUGACUAACAGUUCUGAAUUUGAAGACAGAGGAACUCCAAACACAGAAGGGCAGUCACUCAAUUCAAAGUAUGAAGCUAUUUCAAACUUGAUAGAUGUUAUUAAGAAAGAAGAACUUGAUAAUAUAAAAUACGAAAUUGAAAAUCAAACUAAUACGUCUGACAAUGAAGAAGUACUUGUUGUGCAGAUACCACUUCCUUCUAAUUUUACUAAAAAAUCAGAAAAUUUAUCCCUGAUUACCAAUACUACCAAAAAAUAUGAAUCUACAGAGCCUGUAUAUGCAUCAAAAAUUGAAAGGGUUGCAAAACAUACAAAACCAGCCUACUCGAGGAGCUACAUAACCAAAACUAGUAAACCUGAGCUAAAAAUUGAACCUAAUUAAAUUAAAACACAAAAACUGCCAUUUUUUAAACGUGUAUCAGUACUAAUAAUAAUGAACUCACUAUUUUUUUAUACUUGUAACAUUAGCAUGUUUUUUAAAUAAAAGUUUUAAGCUUUAA
This is a messenger RNA of Agrilus planipennis (emerald ash borer), 4190 nucleotides long. RefSeq lists its product as uncharacterized. The record is from RefSeq and is a predicted model, not a curated record. The coding region runs from base 455 to 4072 and encodes 1205 amino acids. The transcript is spliced from 13 exons. Lineage: Eukaryota; Metazoa; Arthropoda; Insecta; Coleoptera; Buprestidae.